UUUGGCCCACACCGGAUGUGACGCGGCAGGUGACGAGUGCGGAUGUUUAGCGCAGCAGACACGAGUGAUGUCGCGGAUCGAAUCGAUGGCGAGAAAUGACUCUAAACAGCUCAGAAAUAAACCAGACGAACGAUAGCGGCAUACAUCAUCGUUACCAGAAGCUGAUCUGAUGUGGAGAGAGCGUCUGACAUGGCGAUGUGUCUCGGCGUCUGUCGUCUGCUGCUCCUCACGGUUCCUCCGAUGCUCAGCCUCUCCUUCUUCUCUCCGUCUCGAGCGUCCUCGUCCUGUGGGCCGGGCCGGUCCUGGGCGGUGCGUCUGGACGCGGGGCAAGCGGGGCGGUCGCUGGAGCGGCUGGCUCAGAGCGUGGCAGAGGAGGCGGGUCUGGAGAAUCACGGGCAGAUCGGGCAGCUGGAGGGACACUACCUGCUCUGCCAGCGACCGGAGAACAGCGCAGACGUGGACUCCACAGAGUCGGCUCUGGACCGAAACCCUCGUGUGCUGUGGCACUCACAGGAGCACAUCCUCAGACGGUCCAAGAGGAGCGUGACCUUCAACGACCCCAAAUACCCCAGUCAGUGGCACCUGCACAACGAUGUGAAACAAGGGAUGGAUGUCAAUGUGACCGGUGUCUGGGAGCGAGACAUCACCGGCGUGGGGGUCACAGUGGUUGUGGUGGAUGACGGCAUUCAGCACACACUGGCAGAUAUUCAGCCCAACUAUAGUCCUGAGGGCAGUUAUGAUCUGAACUCGAACGACCCUGACCCCAUGCCUCACCCUGACGGCCACAGCGAUAACCAUCACGGCACGCGCUGCGCCGGAGAGAUCGCCGCCGUCUCAAACAACAGCUUCUGCGCCGUAGGAGUCGCAUACGGAGCCAGAGUGGCAGGCAUCAGAGUUCUGGACGGACCCCUCACAGACAGCAUGGAGGCUGUUGCUUUUAAUAAGCAUUACCAAGUUAAUGACGUCUACAGCUGCAGUUGGGGUCCGGAUGAUGACGGCCGUACAGUUGAUGGACCGCAUCCCUUAGGCAAGGCGGCGCUGCAGCAUGGAGUCAUCGCAGGCAGGAGAGGUUUCGGUAGCAUCUUCGUCGUUGCUAGUGGUAAUGGAGGACAGUAUGAAGAUAACUGCAACUAUGACGGCUAUGCUAACUCCAUCUACACCGUCACCAUCGGCGCGGUUGAUGAGAAUGGCAAAAGGCCGUUUUAUGCAGAAGAGUGUGCGUCUAUGCUGGCGGUCACGUUCAGCAGUGGCAGCAGACAGCUGCGCAGUAUAGUGACGUCUGACUGGUCGCUGCAGAGCGGCACCGGCUGUACCGACGGACACACGGGCACAUCUGCGGCUGCUCCUCUGGCUGCAGGGAUGGUGGCGCUCAUGCUGCAGGUGCGGCCCUGUCUGAGCUGGAGGGACGUCCAGCACAUCAUCACCUACACAGCAACACAGCAUGACGCUGACGCUCAGGCUGACUGGGGAAUCAAUGGAGCUGGUUUCCACCACAGUCACAAGUACGGCUUUGGUUUGCUGAACGCCUGGAGGCUCGUUAACGCUGCUAAGGUCUGGGAGUCCGUCCCCUUCUUGGUGUCCUACCAGAGCCCAGUGUUAAAGGCCAAUGAGGACAUCCCAGAGUAUCCCAAAACCCUCACACACACCUGGAAUGUCUCUGUGUCUGAUCUGAGGCAGUCUGGCAUGCAGACGCUGGAGCACGUGUCUGUUACUGUGACCAUCGCUCAUCCGCGGCGCAGGAACGUGGAGAUCUGGCUCAUCUGUCCCAGUGGAAUGAGCUCUCUGAUCGGGGCCCGGAGAUCCCUGGAUGUAGAUCCGACUGGAUUCACAGACUGGACGUUUUCCACGGUGCGCUGCUGGGGAGAAAGAGCCGAGGGACAGUACACUCUACAGAUCACUGACUAUAAAGAGUCGACUCUGUCAUCGGGCGUCCUGAAGCACUGGAAACUCACUCUGUACGGCUCAUCUCUUUCUCAUCAGCAGGUGAAAGAGAGACGGAGGGUUGUUGAAGACGCCAUGGGUGGACAGUAUCUGGACAGCAGUUUUGCUCUUCCCUGUCCUCCUGGUAUCGACGUUCCUCCUGAGAUCGUGAGCCCGUUCACCUCGAGCAGCCUGAAGUCUCUGCUGCUGCUGGGCUGUUUCGCUCUCUUCUGGUCGCUCUAUUACACUCUGGAGGUGACCCUCACUCACUGGGACUGGCGCGGGUGCAGUAUGAGCGGCUCGGGACGGCACAGAGGCUUGCGGGCCGUAUCCACGGGCCUAGAGGACAGUCAAGUGGUGGAAAUCCAGCCGGAGAUGGACCAUGAGUCUAAAGUCCCGCUCAUUGCUGCGGAUGAGAACACGUAGCACUCAGGGAAAACCACCCCUCGCUCUUUGUCUCCGUUCCUUUCCUUUGAAACUUCAGGUUGCGCUUUUGAUCAUGUGAGCAGAUGCUCUGUUUUGAGUUGCCUUAUUUUGUUUUCUUUGAAUUAUUUGCUGGUGUGUUUAUGAGAAUAAGAGUGCAGUAUUUGCAUAUAUGAUUGGAUGAUUGAGAGAAUGUGUGAUGUGAAUGGCUGAGUGAGUUUUUUCUUGAUCGUGAUGCAUUGAAUGCGUCACUUUUAGGUCUUUUCUGAGUAUAAAUACCUCCGACACUUGAAUUUUGAAAGACAGAAAGAGAUUGUUUAAACUGGAGGUCUGCUCACCUGCAGACGUUUUACUGAAUCUAGCCUCUUUUUCUUUCUUUCUUUUUUUUUUUUAACACGGAACUGUGGUACUCUUGUGAACAAGAACUCAGAUGUGGUUUGAAUAAAACAAAAAGGGAAACUGUUUUACUAUCUGUGGGAUCUCUGCAUGGGUUACAGUGUUGUGUGGUUUUAGAUGAGCUCUAAAAAUAAACACAAGAUGAUGAUUGCA
Molecule: messenger RNA, 2892 nt
Organism: Cyprinus carpio (common carp)
Lineage: Eukaryota; Metazoa; Chordata; Actinopteri; Cypriniformes; Cyprinidae
Gene: pcsk7
Product: proprotein convertase subtilisin/kexin type 7
Biological process (GO): protein processing
Cellular component (GO): trans-Golgi network; Golgi membrane
Molecular function (GO): serine-type endopeptidase activity
Source: RefSeq, a predicted model, not a curated record